This is a messenger RNA of Acaulospora morrowiae, 408 nucleotides long. Lineage: Eukaryota; Fungi; Glomeromycota; Glomeromycetes; Diversisporales; Acaulosporaceae. The record is from the annotation of a GenBank genome assembly.
AUGAGGAAAAACUACGAGAAAUCAUUAAACGGGAACGCGCCAACAAGAAGGAAGAAGACCGGAUGGAUUGGAAGUAUAUUUCAAAAGAGUUUGGCAACACAUUCGAUAAGCCUUUAUGCGCUAACCACAUCUCAUUCAUACACUAGGUACAGGAAUUACCUGAAAAAAGAAGUGUGGCUUCCGUAUGGAAAUGGAAAGAGACAGAUCCCUUUUACUAGCGACCACGUUACCUUAAUAAUGAACGAAACGUGGAAAAACGUCGAUAAUAAAAAUCGUUGGCGUAGAAUAGCAAACAUAAUCAACAAACAAUUCCCCUUGCAGGUUGACUGCACACCCAAUCAGGUUAAAAACAAGUAUAACACCACGUUCCGAAAACUUCGUAGGCUAUCUAAUUUCGCGAUAUUCUGA